CGGAGGGCGUGAGCGGCGCUGAGUGACCCGAGUCGGGACGCGGGCUGCGCGCGCGGGACCCCGGAGCCCAAACCCGGGGCAGGCGGGCAGCUGUGCCCGGGCGGCACGGCCAGCUUCCUGAUUUCUCCCGAUUCCUUCCUUCUCCCUGGAGUGGCCGACAAUGUCCACCACGGUCAAUGUAGAUUCCCUUGCGGAAUAUGAGAAGAGCCAGAUCAAGAGAGCCCUGGAGCUGGGGACGGUGAUGACUGUGUUCAGCUUCCGCAAGUCCACCCCCGAGCGGAGAACCGUCCAGGUGAUCAUGGAGACGCGGCAGGUGGCCUGGAGCAAGACCGCUGACAAGAUCGAGGGCUUCUUGGAUAUCAUGGAAAUAAAAGAAAUCCGCCCAGGGAAGAACUCCAAAGAUUUCGAGCGAGCAAAAGCAGUUCGCCAGAAAGAAGACUGCUGCUUCACCAUCCUGUAUGGCACUCAGUUCGUCCUCAGCACGCUCAGCUUGGCGGCUGACUCUAAAGAGGAUGCAGUUAACUGGCUCUCUGGCUUGAAAAUCUUACACCAGGAAGCGAUGAAUGCGUCCACGCCCACCAUUAUCGAGAGUUGGCUGAGAAAGCAGAUAUAUUCUGUGGAUCAAACCAGAAGAAACAGCAUCAGUCUCCGAGAGUUGAAGACCAUCUUGCCCCUGAUCAACUUUAAAGUGAGCAGUGCCAAGUUCCUUAAAGAUAAGUUUGUGGAAAUAGGAGCACACAAAGAUGAGCUCAGCUUUGAACAGUUCCAUCUCUUCUAUAAAAAACUUAUGUUUGAACAGCAAAAAUCGAUUCUCGAUGAAUUCAAAAAGGAUUCGUCCGUGUUCAUCCUGGGGAACACUGACAGGCCGGAUGCCUCUGCUGUUUACCUGCAUGACUUCCAGAGGUUUCUCAUACAUGAACAGCAGGUGAGAGCAUAAGGUGUGUGGGUGCCUGAGGGAGCUGGCGGGACGCUGCUGGGGACUAGUCUCACCCUUCUGCCGCCUGUGCUCACCUGGUCAACUGUGCUCACCUGGCCACCUGUGCUCACCUGGUCACCUGUGCUCACCUGGCCACCUGUCUUCAUGGAACAAUUGCAGUCUGCCAGAUGCUGGAGACUUCAGAUUGCUGUCUGAUGCCACUGAAACUCUGGAUGAGAAGAGCCUCAUGUCGGGCCUCUUUUCAAGGCACACAUUGAGGAUGAGAAGACUGAGAAGAUUCCAGGGCAGGGCAGGAGGGGAGCAUUGGGCUCAGGAUCUGAACAAAGUCCGUGAGCGGAUGACAAAGUUCAUUGAUGACACCAUGCGUGAAACUGCUGAGCCUUUCUUGUUUGUGGAUGAGUUCCUCACGUACCUGUUUUCACGAGAAAACAGCAUCUGGGAUGAGAAGUAUGACGCGGUGGACAUGCAGGACAUGAACAACCCCCUGUCUCAUUACUGGAUCUCCUCGUCACAUAACACGUACCUUACAGGUGACCAGCUGCGGAGCGAGUCGUCCCCAGAAGCUUACAUCCGCUGCCUGCGCAUGGGCUGUCGCUGCAUUGAACUGGACUGCUGGGACGGGCCCGAUGGGAAGCCGGUCAUCUACCAUGGCUGGACGCGGACUACCAAGAUCAAGUUUGACGACGUCGUGCAGGCCAUCAAAGACCACGCCUUUGUUACCUCGAGCUUCCCAGUGAUCCUGUCCAUCGAGGAGCACUGCAGCGUGGAGCAACAGCGUCACAUGGCCAAGGCCUUCAAGGAAGUGUUUGGCGACCUGCUGCUGACGAAGCCCACGGAGGCCAGUGCUGACCAGCUGCCCUCGCCCAGCCAGCUGCGGGAGAAGAUCAUCAUCAAGCAUAAGAAGCUGGGCCCCCGAGGCGAUGUGGAUGUCAACAUGGAGGACAAGAAGGAUGAGCACAAGCAACAGGGAGAGCUGUACAUGUGGGAUUCCAUUGACCAGAAAUGGACUCGGCACUACUGCGCCAUCGCCGAUGCCAAGCUGUCCUUCAGUGAUGACAUUGAACAGACUAUGGAGGAGGAAGUGCCCCAGGAUAUACCCCCUACAGAACUACAUUUUGGGGAGAAAUGGUUCCACAAGAAGGUGGAGAAGAGGACGAGUGCCGAGAAGUUGCUGCAGGAAUACUGCAUGGAGACGGGGGGCAAGGAUGGCACCUUCCUGGUUCGGGAGAGCGAGACCUUCCCCAAUGACUACACCCUGUCCUUCUGGCGGUCAGGCCGGGUCCAGCACUGCCGGAUCCGCUCCACCAUGGAGGGCGGGACCCUGAAAUACUACUUGACUGACAACCUCACCUUCAGCAGCAUCUAUGCCCUCAUCCAGCACUACCGCGAGACACACCUGCGCUGCGCCGAGUUCGAGCUGCGGCUCACGGACCCUGUGCCCAACCCCAACCCCCACGAGUCCAAGCCGUGGUACUAUGACAGCCUGAGCCGUGGAGAGGCAGAGGACAUGCUGAUGAGGAUUCCCCGGGACGGGGCCUUCCUGAUCCGGAAGCGAGAGGGGAGCGACUCCUAUGCCAUCACGUUCAGGGCUAGGGGCAAGGUAAAGCAUUGUCGCAUCAACCGGGACGGCCGGCACUUUGUGCUGGGGACCUCCGCCUAUUUUGAGAGUCUGGUGGAGCUCGUCAGUUACUACGAGAAGCAUUCACUCUACCGAAAGAUGAGACUGCGCUACCCCGUGACCCCCGAGCUCCUGGAGCGCUACAAUAUGGAAAGAGAUAUAAACUCCCUCUACGACGUCAGCAGAAUGUAUGUGGAUCCCAGUGAAAUCAAUCCGUCCAUGCCUCAGAGAACCGUGAAAGCUCUGUAUGACUACAAAGCCAAGCGAAGCGACGAGCUGAGCUUCUGCCGUGGUGCCCUCAUCCACAAUGUCUCCAAGGAGCCCGGGGGCUGGUGGAAAGGAGACUAUGGAACCAGGAUCCAGCAGUACUUCCCAUCCAACUACGUCGAGGACAUCUCAACUGCAGACUUCGAGGAGCUAGAAAAGCAGAUUAUUGAAGACAAUCCCUUAGGGUCUCUUUGCAGAGGAAUAUUGGACCUCAAUACCUAUAACGUCGUGAAAGCCCCUCAGGGAAAAAACCAGAAGUCCUUUGUCUUCAUCCUGGAGCCCAAGAAGCAGGGCGAUCCUCCGGUGGAGUUUGCCACAGACAGGGUGGAGGAGCUCUUUGAGUGGUUUCAGAGCAUCCGAGAGAUCACCUGGAAGAUUGACACCAAGGAGAACAACAUGAAGUACUGGGAGAAGAACCAGUCCAUCGCCAUCGAGCUCUCUGACCUGGUUGUCUACUGCAAACCAACCAGCAAAACCAAGGACAACUUAGAAAAUCCUGACUUCCGAGAAAUCCGCUCCUUUGUGGAGACGAAGGCUGACAGCAUCAUCAGACAGAAGCCCGUUGACCUCCUGAAGUACAAUCAAAAGGGCCUGACCCGCGUCUACCCAAAGGGACAAAGAGUUGACUCUUCAAACUACGACCCCUUCCGCCUCUGGCUGUGCGGUUCUCAGAUGGUGGCACUCAAUUUCCAGACGCCAGAUAAGUACAUGCAGAUGAAUCACGCGUUGUUUUCUCUCAAUGGGCGCACGGGCUACGUUCUGCAGCCUGAGAGCAUGAGGACAGAGAAAUAUGACCCGAUGCCACCCGAGUCCCAGAGGAAGAUCCUGAUGACGCUGACAGUCAAGGUUCUCGGUGCUCGCCAUCUCCCCAAACUUGGACGAAGUAUUGCCUGUCCCUUUGUAGAAGUGGAGAUCUGUGGAGCCGAGUAUGACAACAACAAGUUCAAGACGACGGUUGUGAAUGAUAAUGGCCUCAGCCCUAUCUGGGCUCCAACACAGGAGAAGGUGACAUUUGAAAUUUAUGACCCAAACCUGGCAUUUCUGCGCUUUGUGGUUUAUGAAGAAGAUAUGUUCAGCGAUCCCAACUUUCUUGCUCAUGCCACUUACCCCAUUAAAGCAAUCAAAUCAGGAUUCAGGUCCGUUCCUCUGAAGAAUGGGUACAGCGAGGACAUAGAGCUGGCUUCCCUCCUGGUUUUCUGUGAGAUGCGGCCAGUCCUGGAGAGCGAAGAGGAACUUUACUCCUCCUGUCGCCAGCUGAGGAGGCGGCAAGAAGAACUGAACAACCAGCUCUUUCUGUAUGACACACACCAGAACUUGCGCAAUGCCAACCGGGAUGCCCUGGUUAAAGAGUUCAGUGUUAAUGAGAACCAGCUCCAGCUGUACCAGGAGAAAUGCAACAAGAGGUUAAGAGAGAAGAGAGUCAGCAACAGCAAGUUUUACUCAUAGGAGCUGGGGUAUGUGUGUAAGGGUAUUGUGUGUGUGCGCAUGUGUGUUUGCAUGUAGGAGAAUGUGCCCUAUUCACACUCUGGGAAGACGCUAAUCUGUGACAUCUUUUCUUCAAGCCUGCCAUCAAGGACAUUUCUUAAGACCCAACUGGCAUGAGUUGGGGUAAUUUCCCAUUAUUUUCAUCUUGGACAACUUUCUUAACUUAUAUUCUUUAUAGAGGAUUCCCCAAAAUGUGCUCCUCAUUUUUGGCCUCUCAUGUUCCAAACCUCAUUGAAUAAAAGCAAUGAAAACCUUGA
Pan troglodytes (chimpanzee) is the source of this 4564-nucleotide messenger RNA. It is a transcript of the gene PLCG2, whose product is annotated as phospholipase C gamma 2. The coding region runs from base 1164 to 4268 and encodes 1034 amino acids. The transcript is spliced from 33 exons. Gene Ontology annotation, biological process: release of sequestered calcium ion into cytosol; phosphatidylinositol-mediated signaling; phosphatidylinositol metabolic process. Gene Ontology annotation, cellular component: ruffle membrane. Lineage: Eukaryota; Metazoa; Chordata; Mammalia; Primates; Hominidae. Gene Ontology annotation, molecular function: protein binding; phosphatidylinositol-4,5-bisphosphate phospholipase C activity. The record is from RefSeq and is a predicted model, not a curated record.